AUGGCUCAGUGUAGUGCCUCAACAUUCAAGAUUGGUCACAUCAAUGCGCAAUCGCUUGAACCCCAUUUUAUCGAUAUUAAGAAGCACUCUAAUCUACUGAAUAUUGAGGGUUACCAGCUGCUGCGUGUUGACCGUUCGGGCAGGGCUGGUGGAGUUGUGGCGGCGUAUGUUAGUACCGCCUACCGAGGAGAAAUUGUUGGACGCUCAGUUUAUCGGCCCGGUGGCCCAGUCAGACAUAUGGCCCAGUGCACCGAUGCUAGGAUGCUUUGGCACUGCAUUGAUGAGAUUGGCAUGCGUGUGAAGGAACGCUCAACUGAUGGUAUUUUCGUCGACGUCGAAUCCUUGAAUGCACAUUUCGCCGAUUGCGGUAACGCUAUUGACACACCACAUGUCGUGCAAGCACCGAUAUUGAGACAUAUGGGUGACGGUUUUUAUUUUCACCACGUCACUCAAAUUGACGUGUUGGAUGCUCUGGUAUCGAUUGGAUUAAACGCCAGAGGCCUGGAUGACCUGCCUAUUUCUUUGAUUAAGGGUUGUGUGCCUGCGAUUUUACCUGUUCUGCUGCAUAUCUUUGAUUUAUCUCUGCAAUCGGCUAUCUUUCCGUCCAGAUGGAAGAGGGCUAUUGUUCAUCCGAUUCCCAAGCGCUUCCCUCCCCGGAGCCUUGAUGACCGGAGACCUAUCAGUAUUACUUGUGCACUAUCUAAGCUUCUUGAGUUUGUUGCACUACGUCAGAUCGACGAGUUUGUCAGGCAUGAGCAGCUUGUCGAUCCUCUACAGUCAGGAUUUCGCAGAGGACAUAGUGCUCACUCAGCUCUUCUUCAAAUAGUUGAUGGUGUGCGCCGGGCUGUUGACAACAAGAUGAUCACUAGUAUGAUCUCUGUCGACUUUGCCAGAGCAUUCGAUCUUGUUAACGUCGAGCUCUUGGUCUAUAAACUCGUGGCUCUUGGAUUUUCUCUGCUGGCCGCUGGAUGGAUUCGGAGCUUUCUGACUGGCAGAUCUCAGUCUGGGUGCCAGCUCAGCCCGUUGCUGUUCGUCCUUUUUAUCAACGACGCACCUUUGGUCCUUCACUACUGCUACUACCACAUGUAUGCGGCCGAUUUUACACUCUGGAGGAGCGGACCCCGUGAUGAGGUCGUUCGUAAAGUUGGUGAUGCUAACUUUGACCUUGAGGCCCUGUCGAGAAACUUUAUUACAAAUUUGGAUUUGGAACGUCUGCCUGUACUGCGUGUCCUAAAUAUACUGAGAGUACUCAUUGACAGCACGCUGUCUGGCCUUUAUCAGACCAUCGCCACGGUUCGCAAGUAUUUUGCGGCCCUUAUACGGUUGCGUGAAUGUGGUGAUUUUCUACUUCGGGUGGUGCGGCUUACUCUGGUCAAGGCCCUAAUAUUCCCCUACUUGGACUACUGCCCUGGUCUUUUCCUUGACCUCUCACUUGAGCUUUGGACUAAGUUGCGCCAAUGUAAGAACGCUGCAUUGCGCUUCGUCACUGGUACCAGGAUCCACCAGCACAUUACCCCUGUAUACAGGCAGCUCCGAGUACUUGGCUACGAGGAUAAUCGUGAUUACCAUUUUCUGUGUCUGCUUGCUGAUGUGCUCUGUCACGGUGAGCCGAGCUACCUGCGGGAGUGCUUGCAAUUUAUCUCCGUUGACGGUCCGGGGUCAAAGAGACGUUCCAAAAUAGAUCUGAUUAUUCCCCACGCACGCACCGAAUGCUUCAAGCACUCCUUCACUGUCUACACCUCAAGGCUGUGGAAUGACUUGCCCGUCGUCUUGAGGAGGCGGGCCCGGAAACCCUCAAUUCAGGAUACAUUUACGGGAGCACUUCCUCUCUGCUUUUCUUCUCAGUGUUGA
Molecule: messenger RNA, 1851 nt
Organism: Copidosoma floridanum
Lineage: Eukaryota; Metazoa; Arthropoda; Insecta; Hymenoptera; Encyrtidae
Source: RefSeq, a predicted model, not a curated record